AAUAGACCCUCCCCCGAACCUGCGUGUCUUUUCUUUUCUUUUUUUAGUCGCAGUUCGACUCCAGUCAACAUCUAUCUGGCCUGGUUCUCUGCUCAGACGGAGACAAAACCGGAGUUAACUUCACUGGGAAAGGAAACCGUCGCUAAGUGUAAAAUACAAAGGACGUCGCGAUCAGCUGAUCCCCGGGACGAGACGGGAGCGACAGAACGAGAGCUCGACACGACGAACAACAACGAGCGGAGGAUCCGGCUCAUCUCAUAGUUCAGAUCCACCUCUGCUCCAUCAAACAACCAUGGAAGAACAGAAAACGGUAUUGUCAGACUUCCUUGUUUCCAGCUUCUGUCCUGUUGACUAGUUUUCAUAUAAUCUAUGUUAACUCUUUUUUUUUUCUUUGGCAAGUAUGUAUCAGAAUCUGUAGGGUGAUUGAGAUCAAGUCCUUUUAGAUUUGCGGUUACCUGUUUUCUUCUUACUUCCAGUGGCCUUUCAUUUAUCAUCACCCGCAGAGACACACUGGUGGAGUUUUCAUUGUCACGGCCUACAACCUAAUACUGAACUGCAUUCAAUUUUCUUAGCAUUGCUCUAGACCGGGGGUGUCAAACUGAUGCUGACGAGGGCAACUGCCCUACUGGUUUUCCACCUCUCCCUGCCCCAGCUCCUACCGAUUACCUUGACCACGUGUGUUCAGUCAAUGACAAGCUGGAAAAGCCAACUGACACACCUGAUCAAGCUAAACAGCAGAGAGAGCUGGAAAACCAGCAUGGACACCGGCCCUCGAGGACCAGAGCUCGAGGUGUGUUCUAGACCCUGACCUAUGAUUACAAUACAAUUUGACUUCAUUUAUCGACAAUGAGGAAAAUAUUUUGUUUGCAGCAGCAAAAGACAAUAGUCAAAAACAGCAUAUGAGAAUAACAACAGUAUUAACCAUGCAAAAAAACUAGGUAUUAAGUAAAUUUAAGUGAAGAAUGAAGAAUAUUUUUGUCUGCAUAAAUAAUACACAAAGAAUCUAUUAUUGGCCCAUGCCUAAAUUUUUUUGUUAUCUCCGGGUCAGAUUCAAACCAAAUGCCAAAAUGAUCAGGUCUUGCCACACGAGAUAUGUGGAGAGGCAUCAAGACCAUAAAAGACUACAAGCGCAGCGAUAAACAGAAUCACAAAAGGGCUUCAAUGCUGUAUCUCUGUCAGCAGCGUGACCAAGCUUUCACUGGACCAUCAGAACUAAGGAAUCAUCACAAGAUUCACUUUAGGAAGAAACCAUUCAACUGUGAACAGUGUGGAAAAACACUCUCUGGCAGCAGUAGUGUUCUGAGACACCAACGUGUUCACACUGGAGAGAAACCUCAUUCAUGUGACGAGUGUGGAAAAGCUUUCUCUCGCCGCAGUGGCUUACUGGCACACCAACGUAUUCACACUGGAGAGAAACCUCAUUCAUGUGACGAGUGUGGAAAAGCUUUCUCUAGCCGCAGUGGCUUACUGGCACACCAACGUAUUCACACUGGAGAGAAACCUCAUUCAUGUGACCAGUGUGGCAAAACAUUCUCUCACCUGACUAGCAUUCUGAGACACCAACGUAUUCACACUAGAGAGAAACCUCAUUCAUGUGACCAGUGUGGAAAAGCUUUGUCUGACCACAGUAGCUUAAAGAUACACCAACGUAUUCACACUGGAGAGAAGCCUUAUUUCUGUGACCAGUGUGGAAAAGCAUUUUCUCAGCUCAUUCACUUAGCAAUACACCAACGUGUUCACACUGGAGAGAAGCCUCAUUCAUGUGACAAGUGUGGAAAAGCAUUCUCUUGUCGCAGUGGUUUAGUGAGACACAAACGUUUUCACACUGGAAAGAAAUCUCAUUCAUGUGGCCAGUGUGGGAAAGCUUUUUCUGAGCUCAGAAGCUUACUGAAACACCUACGUGUUCACAACCUCAGCACACUGAUCUGAUGAGUGUGGAAAAAUGUUCUCCUCUUCUGACAAGCUGAUGCGGCGUCAGCGGAUUCACACUGGAGAAUGAAUUUAUUUAUGUGAUAGUCAAACUAAUUACAUAUACUGUCUCAAUAACAUGGAUGUAGUGUUUAGAAAAUAACACUGCAAGACGUGACAACACAAACAACAACACGCUGUGAAGGUGACCAACUAAACUAUUAGCUUGUUUUAUUCAUAGAAACAGUUGUCAUCUUUUAACAGUACUUAAAAUUGACCUGAAAUUGACUUAAUGAAUAAAAGUCAUUACUUUCUGUAGUUCACAGAAGUACAGUGUAGCAAUUCACGUGUGGACCUAGGUAACUUAACAUGUAAGCAUCACUCCCUUCCAUAGAGACAAAGCUAUGACCAGAAAAUAAGAAUGCACGGAACUCUUGUCUUUUCCACAGGACACUGUUUCCUCUCACAACAGAACUGUGAAUUUAACAUAAACAACACACAUAUGGUUAAGUGCACAUCACAAGACCAUGGAUACUUUCAGGUGAUGCCACCUAAAUCUCACCAGGGUCCUCCUCUGCCUUAACACUAACCAGACCUAGACUUGUCUGUUGUUUUUUACCCAGACGCAUGGACUCUCCCACUAGUCAGUAGAUCUGGGUCGUAAACCUGGAAUGUGAAUUAAUAAAAAGAGAAAACUCUCCAUUUAGACACAGAUUAUGGUUCAGAUCCACCAAAACUUUCAACUGUCAUGAGACUGAUACCAUUGUAUUCUGUAUAUAAAAUGCUUUUAUUUGAUAUGAGAUUGGUUCCUGUGUGAUGCUUCAUUCUUGAUCUACAGAUUUGCCAGUAAAAUACUCAACAACAAAGGAACCUCAAAUAACUUCUCACCAGGCUUUGCUUUGUGUGGACUUAUAAAGAGAAUUAAAGAUACUCACCUUCUUCUUUUAAUCUGGGUACCAUACAGUAGAUAUGUUCUAGGUACCCCAGGUAAAUUAUGUAACCUGAUGUUCAUUGUGCUGACUUUUUAAAUCAUUUUAAGUGUUACAACAGUUUAAUUAGUAAUAUUUAGAUUAAGCCACUCAUAAUUUGUGAUUUUGCUUCUGAUUAUUUGUGUAUGUUUUAGUGUUUACUUAGUGUUACAUAGGGAAAAGACCAUUCAUCAUGUAAUAACUUGUCAUUUGUCACAGCGUUUAAAGGACAAUGUAUAAAGACUUAAUAAUCUAUGCAUUUAUCUUUGUUGUUUAACCAUUCUGACUUCUCUGCUUAUUUGAGUGGCAAAGUGAUCGUUCCAUGUGUACUGUGUUAUGGUUUGAUGGAACUUUGAGCUUGAUGAAAAGAGGAAAGCUUAGUUAUCCCAAAUUUAGGAUCAAACCAAACAAGUAGUUUGAUUCCUGAUCUGAAGAGGUGGAACUCUCCACCACUGGUUGAACUCAUUUUUUCCGCCCUGCAGUGACCACUGCCCCUGGGGAAUUUAAACCAGUGACACCCUAGUGGAAUCGGAUUUCGCUCUAUCUUCAAACUUCUUCACCUUUUCUUUUUGCGUCUAAUUCCUUUCUUUAAUUUCCUUUGUUCUUAAAUUUUGUAAACUUACCUUGAACUUAAAAAAUACGAACAAGCAGCGAAUUUCAUUACUUUAGAAGGUCAUCUCAAGAAACUUUGUGAAACUCUCUUCUUAAUUGACUCGCUAUUUUUGAUUGAACUAAUUAAAUGAGAUUCCAGCCCGUUUCCUUUUUGGGCUAGUUUUAGUAGCGCUGACGCUUUGAAACACCUUGAAAGUCCAGCCUGACUGACUGUUACUUCGCUGAACCCGAGCCGUCAUCAUCACCGCGGGCGACGAUUUCUGGCCCAAAGGCCGUGGCACCUGGACCAGAGAGGGCACGUCUGCUCCACCAACCGGUAACGGGAGACGCUGCACAGCGGCUACAGCUCCAAACUAAGGCAAGAUGAACAUCUCUGAUCCUCUGAGAAGUCUGGUGUUUCUUAAAGCGCUAAAAAUUGAAUAUUCCAAAUUCAUUAGUUUUAUAAGUUAGAAACAAUUACUCUAUUCUCUUAAUCAAAGCCACCACACACUUCAGUAUUGACCAUCAUUUAUCCUUUUAUUCAUUCGUUGCACAUUGCUACGUUUACUGUGGUUUUGUUCACAUAUGUUUAUUAAUUGCCAUUAACAUUAUCUGUUACAUGAAGCUUCCAUCACACACACACACACCCUCAUUCACCAACACUCUCUCUGUUCAUGCAUUGCUAAUCAUUUCAUACUCAUUUUUUGUUUGUUUAUUUGAAUAUGUUUAUUUUAUUUCCUCCAUAUAUCCAGUAGUGUUAGAUCAAUAAAAUGUAAAAGGAAUCUGGUUUUGUGUGCAUUGUUCUUCAGAUUUACUGUAAGCAGAGGUCACUGAACCGUGACAAGAAUUCACGACAUUAGAGACUGAUUUAGUUUUAUCGCAAGAAAGGUGUUAUUGUUGUUCAUAACUAGUAACUCACAAAUUGAAAUCUGGUGUUGAAUAGAUUAAUACAAGGGUUGUAUCAGCUUUAAAACAAACCAAAAGCCCCAAUUUCGAGGAAUGUUAAUGUUUUAUUAAUCAUUAAUCAUUAAUCAUUAAUAUCAAACUAUUAUUUUGAAUCAGCUACAACAGUAAAGGUGUCAGCUCAGGUGCACUUUUCUUGCUCUGUUGCUUAUUGCGCUGUGGCAAACUGUUUGAAAUCUGUUUUCACUGCUAUGAUGGAAAAAAUAGUUUCUUAUUGUAUGACAUUAUAAGAAAGUACUGUAUAUGGUUUGUUAUGUUCAGCUUGCAGCUUCCUUAUGUAUGGAAAUCAUACACCAGUUUUCUGUAUUUGACAUUUCUCUUGCUCUAUGGUUGUUUCUGCCUGGCACUCUCUGAAGCUGGCUCCUAUCUGAGCCUCCUCUCAGUGACAGAGAUGUCUAUGCAAUUUGAUUGGACCAGAGGGACAAUGUGUCCUGUCAGGUAAAGGGACAAAACGCUGAAACAACCUGAGGAUUGUGGGAUCUUACGUUACACCUUUUUCUUGUAUGUUCUGUUGCAUGUCCAGCACUGGUUUAGUUUAGCCUUGUUGUUUUUUAGGGGUUAUUUAUGGUGCACAUCAAUGUUUUAAUUUACUAUCCCCACUAUUGUUUUCUUUUGUCACAAUAAAUUACAUGAAAGACAACUCUCA
Betta splendens (Siamese fighting fish) is the source of this 5076-nucleotide messenger RNA. RefSeq names its product zinc finger protein 239-like. The record is from RefSeq and is a predicted model, not a curated record. The coding region runs from base 1093 to 1929 and encodes 278 amino acids. The transcript has 3 exons. NCBI's taxonomy places the organism in Eukaryota, Metazoa, Chordata, Actinopteri, Anabantiformes, Osphronemidae.